Talpa occidentalis (Iberian mole) is the source of this 10039-nucleotide messenger RNA. RefSeq names its product TSC22 domain family member 2 (gene TSC22D2). Gene Ontology annotation, biological process: regulation of transcription by RNA polymerase II. NCBI's taxonomy places the organism in Eukaryota, Metazoa, Chordata, Mammalia, Eulipotyphla, Talpidae. The coding region runs from base 302 to 2656 and encodes 784 amino acids. The transcript has 4 exons. The record is from RefSeq and is a predicted model, not a curated record.
UGGGACUGCGCUCGCCCCGCCGCGGAGGGGAUUGAAUUGAGGCGCCGCGACUGCGGGAGGAGAAAAGGAAGGAGGAGCCGGCGCGGGAGCGGCCCGGGGGCAGGGACCGGCCCUGAGAAGGAAGCUGGAAGGAGGAUGUCUCUCGGGGCGGCCGGCGCCGGCCCGUGACUCUCGCCGCGGCGGGCCCAGACCCUGCGCACGCUCGGACUUUGUCAUCGGGGGCCCGUGCUCAGCCCUUCCUGGUUUCCGGCGACACCGCGGAGGAGCCGGCUCGCCUCUCUGCCCUCCCGCCUGCCUCGCCAUGUCCAAGAUGCCGGCCAAGAAGAAGAGCUGCUUCCAGAUCACCAGUGUCACCACGGCCCAGGUGGCCACGAGCAUCACCGAGGACACCGAGAGCCUGGACGACCCGGACGAGUCACGGACAGAAGACGUCUCCUCCGAGAUAUUCGACGUUUCUCGCGCCACGGAUUACGGCCCCGAGGAGGUCUGCGAGCGCAGCUCCUCCGAAGAGACGCUCAACAAUGUUGGGGAUGCAGAGACUCCCGGGACGGUCUCCCCAAACCUGCUUCUCGACGGGCAGCUGGCGGCCGUCGCGGCUGCUCCCGCCAACGGAGGAGCGGUUUCGGCCCGGAACGUGGCCGGGGCGCUGGCCAAUACCCUGGCGGCGGCCGCCACCUCGGCCCCCUCCGCGGGGACACCCGGCGGCCUACCGGCUGCGGGCUCGUCUGCGGGACCAGGACCUGCAACCCCCUCGCAGCCUCCCACCGCUUGUAGUUCGCGUUUCCGAGUGAUCAAGCUGGACCACGGGAGCGGGGAGCCCUACAGACGGGGCCGAUGGACGUGUAUGGAGUACUAUGAGCGGGAUUCCGACAGCAGUGUCCUGACCCGGUCCGGGGAUUGCAUUAGGCACAGCAGUACUUUUGACCAGACUGCAGACCGCGAUAGCGGCCUGGGCGCCACUGGAGGGUCGGUGGUGGUGGUGGUGGCCUCCAUGCAGGGGGCGCACGGGCCCGACUCGGGAACUGACAGCUCCUUGACUGCUGUGUCACAGCUACCCCCAUUGGAGAAAAUGAGCCAGCCUGUUCCGGCCCCGCCGCUGGGUUUUGGCGUUGGGCAGCCACAGCCGCCGCCGCCCGUAGGUGGGGCUGUGGCUCAAAGCUCUGGUUCCCUGCCGCUGUUCCCGGGAUCCGGGGCCGGGGCGCACCAGAUGAUGGCAGCCCAGCAGCCCAGCCAGCCCCAGGGAACUGGGCCCGGCGUCACCCCUGCGGGACCUAAGGGACAGGGCCUACCGCUGACGAAUGUAACCCUGGCGCAGCCCGGCCUGUCCCUGCCUCCGCAGCCAGUCCCGGCGGUCGGCGCUUCAGUGUCCCAGCCGGCCCAGCAGUUCGCCUAUCCCCAGCCUCCGAUACCGCCCGGCCAUUUGCUGCCGGUCCAGCCCUCUGGUCAGAGUGAGUACCUGCAGCAGCACGUGGCCGGCCUGCCGCCACCAACCCCUGUGAAGCCGGUGUCCACCGGCGCUGGAACGAGUCCCGCCACAGCGGCUAGCCUUCCUCUGGGAACCGGCCCGAGUGCCUCCGCGGUGGGCGCGCAGAUACUGGGUGCCUCUUCCCUGCCCAACGAAGCGGUGGCCCCGGGGUCGGGACCCGCGCAGGGCGGGUCGGCGGCUCCUAGUCAGCCGGCUGGAGUGCCCCCAACUGCUGUGGGAGGCGCGGUGCAACCAGGCCUGGUUUCUGCCGGGGCUGGACAACCCCAUUCUGUGCCUCCGCCGCAGAUGGGUGGUAGCGGUCCGACGCCAGCCGUGCCUGGUGGCUCUCACGCCGUGGUGUCCGGAGUUCCAAUCGUGCCUGCAGCCGUGCCCGCCCCAAGCGUGCCUAGCGUGUCUACCACUUCUGUUACUAUGCCAAAUGUACCCGCGCCUCUGGCCCAGUCGCAGCAGCUGAGCAGCCAUACUCCAGUCAGCAGGAGCAGCAGCAUAAUCCAGCAUGUGGGGCUGUCCUUGGCGCAAGGCACACCCAGUGCACCAACGAGUCUACCACAGUCAGACCUAAGCCAGUUUCAGACCCAGACCCAGCCUUUAGUGGGGCAAGUCGACGAUACUAGAAGAAAAUCAGAACCCCUACCUCAACCACCACUUUCUCUCAUUGCUGAAAAUAAGCCUAUUGUGAAACCUGUUGCAGAUGCCCUGGCAAACCCCCUUCAGUUAACACCUAUGAACAGUCUCACCACCUCUGUAUUCAGCAUAGCUAUUCCUGUUGAUGGUGAUGAAGACAGGAAUCCUUCAACUGCUUUCUACCAAGCGUUCCAUUUGAACACGUUUCAGGAAUCAAAGAACCUCUGGGAUAGUGCAUCUGGGGGAGGUGGUGUAGCCAUUGACAACAAAAUAGAACAAGCAAUGGAUCUGGUGAAAAGCCAUUUGAUGUAUGCAGUAAGAGAAGAAGUGGAAGUUCUAAAGGAACAAAUAAAAGAAUUAGUUGAAAGAAACUCUUUACUUGAACGAGAAAAUGCACUGUUAAAAUCUCUUUCAAACAAUGAUCAAUUAUCCCAACUCCCAACCCAACAGGCCAAUCCUGGUAGCACUUCUCAACAGCAAGCAGUGAUAGCACAGCCUCCGCAGCCAACGCAACCUCCACAGCAGCCGAAUGUCUCCUCAGCAUAAAGCUUUCUUGCCUCGUUAAGAAAAAACUGAAAGCAAUCUAUCCCUGUGUGCCACUGGUGUUCUUUCCACUUUAUACGAAAGCAAGUAGCCAUGCUUCGGUUGUGUGUUUGGCCUUUUCAGUAUUAGACAAUCAUUCUACAAGAGCUUUUCCUCUCUUUGAGAUGUCAUGCAGCACUGUUGAUGUCCAGUUCUAUGUCAUCAGUACACAAGGAGACUAAUAGAUGGUGGUUAUCAAAGCAAGCAACAUCUGCAUUCUACCUGGUGCGCAUGAGUGGGGUCUUUUAAGAGCUUGGUGGCUCUCCGUGUUUCCUAUUACCCGUGGAUUUUCCCUGACUCUUCCUAUCACAUAAAUAACAGUUCAUCUAAAGAGCCACUUUCUUUCAAUAUCAGUAACAUUUGCCUAUAUAAGUUUUCAUUUAUUUGUGUUUUAUUUAUUUACAGGGCUGCUAUUUUCAUAAUGUACAUGAACAAUGUCACAGAACUUUUUUAAUUUUUUUGAAUAAUUAUAAGUAUCAGUAAAGAAACUGAAAGACAGGAUUGCAUUUAAUAGCUAAAACAUUUAGGCAAUAAUUGAACAAAAGAAUCCUGGCAUAUUUCUAACACUAAUGGCAAUUUACCUUUGGUAUUUAUUUUCAGUAGUAAAGACCCAGCUUGAAUGUAAAUUUUGUAUAGUGUAAGUAUGAAGAACAUAGUGCAACUGUACAGGUAGUCACCAGUUAUUGUGGUAUAAUAAAUAAUUGGGCUAUUUUGAUGAAGAAAACUGUUCAUUUGUUUCUACUUUCUAAUAGAGAAAUUGCCACGAUUCCUCUGCUUUUUGACAUUUCGUAUGACUUUUUUUUUUUUUUUUUUUUUUUUUUUUUUUUUUUCCGGGUGGGAAUAAAAAGCUGUGAAAUUGUUCAACCUACUUUGUAACCAAAGAAGCAAAGCUGUGUAAUAGAGUUUGUUGUUUUUUUUUUUUAUAAUGCACAUUCUUUAUGUAUUUUUAUUUAGUGUUUUCUCGGUCACAAUUUUCUUUGCUGUCUAGCAUGAUCUGCAUGACCUAUAAUCUUUGAACCACUUUCGUACCUCAUGUUUUUAUCCAGCACUCUUAUUGUAAUAUGUACUAGUCUGUGAACAAUGUUAAAUAAAAAAAGAACGAACAGGUAGUACGGUGGAGCUGACCUAGUGUACUCUACACUAGUUAUUAAAAAAAAUGAAGUGAGCCAUCUUUUUGUUCAUUUAAAAUGGUGUUUUGAAUUUCGUAUGCAGAAAAUGUUUUGUUACAUUGCAGAUUUUAAUGUAUUUAAUAAAUGCAACAUGGCAGAUUAAGUGCAGUGUAUACUGAGUAUUUAAAUUAAAAUGUACAUUUCAUAAAUACAGUUUCAAAAGAAAGCAUCAUUUUGUGUAUACUAACACAUUAAGUGUAUGUCAGAAAUUGAUGUAUAAAUAUAUAUUUUAACACAUUUUCUGAAAUUAAACUGCAGUUUUGUUGAAAUAUUUGGCUCUAUAUGUGUUCAAAAUUUAAUUUGACUAGAUUUGUAUCUUCACAGUUCAAUUCCUUAAAUGAAAACCUGUUACUAGUGACUUCAUGACAGUUCUUAGAUUUUCAUAGUAAAAUAACUUAAAGAAUGCAAGAAUGGUGAGCAAUAUUUGUACUCAAUACUCAUCUUAUGUCACUGACAUUUAAAGAGGAAUCCUUGUCUACCAAAACUUUUACUUGAAUUCAGAAAGGUGCCUGUAGUAAUUAACAUGCUCUGAAUCUAUAACUAGCUAGUGAAUGAGGAAUUAAUGAGAACCAACAACAGCUAGCUCUUUGUGCUAAGAGUAUAAAUAAGUGUUCUUUAUUAAAAUAAAAACUAUCAGAUUAACCACAAACUAAAUGCAUAAAAUCAGGGUUGUUUAUGUGGGAUUACCAAAUAUUUUUAUUCUGGUUGUACUGCAGAAUAUAUUCUAUAUAAAUAAUUUUAAUGUUAAUGAGUACCAUUAAAAAUAAAAAGUUCAGUUCAUAGGUUUAAAGAAGCAAUCCUAAUGAUGUGGAAUAAGAUUUUUAAGUGGAGCACCACAGGUGAGAGAGAGAGUGAAGCUUCCAUGUCGAAAUACUAACCAAAUGGCUCAUUAGGUGUGCCCUUCAGGUUCUAACUAGUAAUACAAGCAGAGAAAAACUAGUCUUAGAAAAAAAUGAGGGUUUUUUGAUGAAAAUGCAGAAAUUUUGUUCUGGGGAUUGAAACUAUCAACAUAAAAGUAAUCAUCACAAAGGAAAUGGUGUUAUUUUAAGAUAAUUAAAAGCAAUUAUUACUAUGUUUACAUUUAAAAGAGCCACAAUAGAAAAGAGAACAUGGAUAGUACACAGAAGAAAUAAAUGGCAGUUUCUAAAGUUUCAACCUCUAAUAAUCAAAGAAGUGUAAAUUAACACUUUUAACUAAUUGUUGCAUCUUAAAUAGCAGAAAGGCAAUUUAAUGUGGAAAAUUAAAACACUCCUGUGUACAUCUUGUGAUUUGGCAAUAUAUAUCAAGGACCCUAAAUGUUAAUAAAUUUUUCAUUUUAAUAAAAUGAGAAGAUACUCAACUUACGGUGCAGAGUUCAAAAAGUGCAACAGUGCCUGUCCUCUUCUCUCCCAUUCCCACCCCUGUUUUCCUGGAUCCCUGGAGAUCCAACCUUCCCCCAUACAUAAACCCCAAAUGUGAAAGGAAGCCUUUAUAUCCAAAUGUACUCUCGUGAGGCUCAUCCCCAUUCCAAAGUCGAGAAGAAAUUUAAAGUUGAGGAAGCUGUUGUGCUUUUUAGCAUGUAUAUGUUGUAUUUGGAAACCACAUCAAGCAUUCCCCUAAUUCAAUUGUGUAGGAUCAUAAAUUUCAGUUUUACCUUGGUGAACUAGGGUCACCAGCUCCACAUAACAGGAAUAUUAAUUUGAAAUGCCAAGUUGAGACACAGCCUUACAGAAAUGCCACCUAUAAUUGUCUCAAUGCCCACAGACCAGAAUGCCACAUAAAUUUUGUGUCAGUUUAUUUUAGCCAGACAGAAAAUGGCAGAAAAUUUUCUCACAUGGCAAUAUGUCUGAAAACUAACUACCCCCCCCAAAAAAAAUCAUUUUAGAUCAUUGAUAAAAUUUACAGCUUGCUUACAAAAGAAAAAGGAUGACAGGUAUUAAGUAUGCAGUUUACUUCCAUAAUCCUAAUGUCUGAAAUAGCUGGAUAUUUUCUUCUGAGCUAAGUAGAAAUAUUAAGGAUGCUUUAUCAUUAAGCUCCCCUCUUCCCCCACAGUUACAGAUUUUAUUAUUCACAGGUCCACAGAUGUCAGGUCAGAGAUAGUUAUUUCACUAAAUUCCAAAAUAAUCACCCCAGGGCCUUUAAAAAGGGGGUAGAGGAGUUCUUAAAAUUACCAAAAUAUCCGUUCUCCAUGGAAAUGUAUCUUUGUAGAACCAGAAAUUGCUAGUUUUCUAAAACAGACUUUUAAGAUGAUCUGCAGUGACGUGUUUAGUUUUGUUUUUUUUUUUUUAAAGAAGCUUUAUAACUCAGUGGUAGGCACUUUAUGACAUGACAGUUCUCUUCAAUAAUCCAGUUUACAGUUUGAGGAAAUACAACAUAUACAAUGCAAUAAUAAAGACAGUCAUAGAUGGCUUGACAAAAGUUUACACCUGAGUCUUAAGUGUACAUAAGAAAACUACUCAAAGGCUUAAGGCGAGCAUACACAAAGCUCUGAGUAGCCACAGAAUUGUGUCACAGAAGGCAGAUGGACAAUGACUGCCACUCCCAGCUUAGUAGUUGGGCAUCUCUUCAGAAAGCAAGAAUGAUUUAUUGAAUGAUUUUAAGAAAGGGGAUUGUGGUCAGACUUAGAUUUUUUUAAAACUUCUAGUGGCAGGUGGGAGGAAAAUUACAGGACUAAAACUGGAAGCUGAGGAAUAAUUUCUGGGGGAGAACAAUUAUCCAGAAUAGAAGUGAAUAUGCAGUUAUAUUAGAUAAUCUGGUGACUUUCAUGAAGUUUUUCAGGUUUUUCUGUACCAUUUUUUUCCUCCACAAUGAAUAUUCUAUCCCCAACAUCUUUCUUGCUCCAAAUCUUUAAUUUUCUUCUAACAGCUAUAUCUCUCUGAAAUCAAAGUCUGUUUUCUACUAAAGGAAUUUCAAGAAUUAGCAAAAGGAUGAGGGUAGGAGGAAUAGAGGAACGUGACUGUCACUCCAUGUCUCUGUGUAAAUUCAGCUCUGAAAAACUAAAAGUCCUUAUAUGGUGAGUAGGACUAGCAUGACCCAGGAGCUUGAAUUCAAUGCCUAUCCCUUGUUUCUCAAAAAAGACAAUAUGGAUUCUGUCCCUGUCACAGAUACUGACAGCACAAGUCACAGUAGGUUUUGCUAGGCUUCUGCCUUUCAUUCUUUGACACAGGUUGAUUCAGAAGCUGUUUUCCAUAUAAAUCUGUCUAAGCAAAACAGGACUUUUCACCCAUCUCUCCCACCACAAGCCAAGUAAUCUGUGUUUCCACCCCAGUCCAUGAUUCUACUUUGCUGGUAAUCCAUGUUUCUAUUUUCUAGCAAUACUAAUAGUUUAUUGUUUAGUAGUGUGUAUUGGUGCCCUAUUUUCUUCUUUUUUGGAUGUUCCAAAGUGCAUCCUUGUUUCAUGUAUUUCUAUAAUAGGUCUGUUCUAUAGCAAGACCUGUCUUUGAAUGCACAUACUUCUUCUGUUAGUGGUACAAUUGGUGUUCACUGUUAAAAAAUGCUUAAGUGAGAUGCUAUACACAGCAAAUUAAAGGUCAUAGAUAACCUCUUUAUAAUAGAAGUAUCAUGAAUAAAGUAAAGACAGCAAUGUUCAGGAUUUGGCAUGGGGAAGUAUGAAGCUGGUAUUUUGCACAAUCCUCUUGAUUGUAGAACUUAACAUACCUAGAUGAUACAGCUUUAUUUUUCCUUCUCAUCAGAGAAAAUGAUGGAUUAGGGAAUUCGGUGUCUGCUCUCAUAGGUUAGUAUAAAGAGACCGUCUAAGUUUAUGAACUAAGUAAGACAUUGCCCAGAGAAGCCAAAGUUCCCUUUGAAAGAGGGUAGGAAAAAAUAUGCUAAUGUAGGUCAUAAAAUAACCAAUAUUUUUUAAACGAGGUAAAUGCCACAGUCCAAUGCUUACAUUUGAAAAAUUGAGUGCAGCUUUUCACUUUGCUUGUUUGCAUGCCUAAUACACUACUCUACAUAACAAUUUUACAGCAUCCUUGCCCACUGCAAUCCGAAAUGUUUUCCAAGUCACAGUUCUGCUGUCACUUCACAGGCAAGCAGUGUAUCCUAAGAUAGAUCAUUCCCAAGGAAGUCCAUGGACAGGGAGGGAACAUUUACCCCAGACUUGAACGUGAAAUAACAUCAGAGCAUUGUCCAGUUCUAGUGUCGCUAUGUAUAUAUUUUAAUCAGGUGACAGAUGGAUAAAAAUAAAGUAUGUAAAGCUUUGUAAAACCCCUAAAGCGAAGGUUUUAUUUUGAGAAAUUUUGGAUUUUAUUUUUUAUUUUAUGAAAAUAUUACAAUUCAAUUCUAUUUCACUUUUGGUGCUGUACCCUGUACUAGAUAUUUGGGGAUAGGAAAAUGAAUGGGACAUGAUUUUUAUGCUCUAGGAUCUUAUAGUUCAGUGUAAAAAUAAAGUCUUAAGUGCCAUAUUGUUUAUUCAAAGUACAUGUCAUAGUUUGUGGACCUGAUAACAUUUGUUGAAUAAAAAAUUCAUGUAAAACAACACUAAUAUUGCCAUGCUAUAUGAAGUCCUUAGACAUUUCCAGGAAACAACUUUAAAUCGCCAACAAGCAUUAACAUCGUCAACUAAUAGUUCUAGAAGGAGGGGAACUGAUAAAAACCCUCCCUUCUCUACGUUGGAACUGUGAGAUGUCCCCUAAAAAAGAGUUCAUCUGAGAGAGAUUUAUGCAUAUCUUUACUGUUCUGUGUUUGUAUAUAUAAUGGAGUGGAUUUAAAACAAGCUUAACUAGAAUAGGAUAUGUGUGUCGUAAAUUAUAUCAUCUAUUGUCUUAUUAGCAAUACGCUGAUUAUCUUGGCUGACAACAUCAGCUACCAUUAAGUGAACUAAGUUAAGAAUAACUCAGGUGACUUAUGCCAAAAAUAAAUCUGUGAUAAAACUGAGAAUCUAGAAACAAACACAAAUACAUAUUGAGCAAAUUAUAAAAGUGGCAUUUCAAAUCAGUAAGGGAAGAAUGGAUUAUUUGACAAAUAGUAUUUGGGACAGCAUAACCACAAAGGGAAAAAAAAAAUAAUUUUGUUCUCUAACUCACAAAAAAAUUAAUUCUGGCUAGACUAGAACUGAAUGUUAUACUUUUGAGUCAUAUAUUCCUUUUAGAAAUUGAGAAAUUUUCCACCCUCUCCUGUGAAAAUGUUCAUAAGCAAAAUGUUUCACAAAGAGAUUAUGGAGAGAUAUUCAACCUCAGCACAAUGAGGGAAAUGUGCAUUAAAAUGUAAGAAAUCUCAGAUUCAAUUGGCAAAUGUUUAAAAUAUAUAUAAACCAAGAGCUGGUAAGGAAAUCCCAUGUUGCUGGUGAGUGUAUAAACUGGCCAUUUUAAGACUUAAAAUUCUCAUGUCCUGUGACCUAACAAUUUCAACUUUUAAUGAAAUACACUCUACAUACUUGUGUUCACCAGGCAGCUUGUACAAUGAUGUCAAUUGUACCUUUGUAAGAGUAUAAAAUUGGAAAAACAAAACCACCAAGAAGAUGGAGCAUGGUACAUAUUACGAAGUGCCUGGCAUCACUAAAAAAGAAUGAGAAUCCUACAUAUACUGACAUGAAAAGAUAUUUAAAAUCUUAAGUUUUUUAAAAGUUUGGGAAAAAGUUGAAUGACAAUACAUGUAAUGCAUAUGCCACUGAUGUUAAAAGACGUAUCACACACAUUCACACACAAACACUAUAUAGUACACUUUUUAAGUACCUGUUGGUGUAUAAUAAAAAUGUAGAGGGAGGGUCUGGAAGGAUACUAACCAAACUGUAAACUGUAGCUUGAAAGAGUGCAUUAGCUUUAACUGUAAUGUUUGAUGUUUCUGAGUAUGCAUUCAUGUAUUGUUUAUGUAAUGACAAAUUAAUAAAUAGAAAUAAAAUAAAAUAGGUGUCUGUCUGCUAAUGUUUCUUCUGGUGCUCUGGAUCUCAUGGUCUUCUGCUUUCUCCCCUCCCCUGCUUGUUUUUCUCUUUCUCCCCUAUCUCUUCUACUUUGCGCUCUCCUCUGGCAUCAUCACUUCACUAUUUGUAUAGACUCAAUCAAUAAAUGAUCAAUAAAUAAGAAAGAAUCCUGUUAGAUCAGUUUAGCAAGAAUCUCUCUACCCUUGGUAUCUCCCCUUAAUAAUUUUCCAUCCACCAAUCCUUCCCUCAACUUGCUCCUUGACUACAAAUUCCCACUUUUCCUUCCUGUAUUUAUAAUAGAGCCAGUUCUUUGCUGAAGUCUAUUUUGCCCUAUUGCUA